CACAUGCCCUUCUUUUCUUGCAUGUCCUCUCUUAGCAUCACUGCAUUGCUCUUAAUCACUGGGGUGGUUAUUCCAUUUUCUUCUGUAAGUUUGAACCAUAUUGCUACUGAAGAAAAUGGCAAUUGAGCAGCACAGUGAUGUGGAGAGUGGACAUGACAACAACAACAACAAUAAUAAUAAUAAUAAUAAUAAUAAUGGGCUUCAGGAUUUGCAAGAGCCCUUCAUUGAGCAAGGGAAGAAGGAUGUUUCCUGCAAAGAUGUUGAAUCUAAUACAACAAUGGUGGAACAUGGAUCCAUUGGAAUGGUUCUGCUCAGCACAUUUGUUGCUGUCUGUGGUUCUUUUUCAUUUGGAACUUGUGUGGGAUAUACAGCACCUACUCAAGCGGCUAUCAGGGAAGAUCUUAAUCUAUCUCUUGCUCAGUUUUCCAUGUUUGGUUCUUUAGUAACCAUUGGUGCAAUGCUCGGGGCUGUAACAAGUGGCCGGAUUACCGAUUUCAUUGGCCGGAAAGGGGCAAUGAGAAUGUCAACAGCAUUUUGCAUAACAGGAUGGUUAGCCCUCUUCUUCUCAAAGAUCCUUACUCACUCGACUUUGGAAGAUUUUUCACAGGAUAUGGAAUUGGAGUUAUCUCAUAUGUGCAAAAUGGAACAGGUUCCUAUAUAUAUAGCUGAAAUAGCACCAAAGAAUCUUCGAGGUGGACUUGCAACAACAAAUCAGCUUAUGAUUGUUAUUGGAGCUUCAGUCUCAUUCUUAAUAGGAAGUGUCAUAACUUGGAGACAACUAGCUCUAGCAGGACUAGUUCCAUGCAUUUGCUUGCUGAUUGGUUUGUGGUUUAUCCCUGAGUCCCCUAGAUGGCUGGCGAAAGUUGGUCUUGAAAAGGAAUUUCAAGGAGCAUUAAGGAGACUUCGGGGAAAAAAUGUUGAUACUUCUCAAGAAGCUGAAGAAAUUCUUGAUUAUAUUGAAACUCUCCAAAGCCUUCCUAAAACCAAGCUUCUGGAUUUGUUCCAAAGCAAACACGUGCGAUCUGUAGUGAUUGGGGUUGGAUUAAUGGUGUGCCAACAAUCUGUUGGAAUUAAUGGUAUUGGAUUUUACACAGCUGAGACUUUUGUAGCAGCCGGACUUUCUGCUGGCAAAGUUGGUACCAUAGCCUAUGCAUGUAUGCAGGUUCCAUUCACUGUAUUGGGAGCUAUUUUAAUGGAUAAGUCUGGAAGAAAACCACUGAUAAUGGUUUCUGCAUUUGGGACAUUUUUAGGCUGCUUCAUCACUGGAAUUGCCUUCUUUCUCAAGGAUCAAAGCUUAUUGCUCGAGUGGGUACCGGUGUUAGCAGUGGCCGGCGUGAUGAUAUAUGUAGCAGCAUUUUCAAUUGGAUUGGGACCAGUUCCUUGGGUGAUAAUGUCUGAGAUCUUUCCCAUACAUGUGAAGGGAACAGCUGGGAGCUUGGUGGUUUUGGUUAACUGGCUAGGAGCUUGGGUAGUUUCAUAUACUUUCAACUUCCUAAUGAGUUGGAGUUCUCCUGGUACUUUGUUUUUGUAUGGUGGAUGUUCCCUCUUAACUAUUGUAUUUGUAGCAAAGUUUGUACCCGAAACCAAGGGAAAAACGCUGGAGGAAAUACAGUCAUGCAUUAAUUAUUCAUAGAGAUAGAAUAACGUCCGGACUUGUGGUAGCUUAAGCCAAAAAUCAUAUCACAAUGAUGUUGUGCAAUUAUUGCUGUUAUGGAUAGGAUCGGCAUUGCCAAAUAAGGCACCAAGUUACAGAAUAUAUGGAUGACAUUGUGCACCAGAGAUAGAAUAAGUUGAUACUUACUAAUGUAUUCUGUCCCUUACUCCAUUAUAUUUUACUAGUAGUAGCUUAUUUAUAGAAUAAUUUCACAUUAUUCAAUCAUGAAAAUCAGGUGUCGUUUCA
This is a messenger RNA of Arachis ipaensis, 1900 nucleotides long. Lineage: Eukaryota; Viridiplantae; Streptophyta; Magnoliopsida; Fabales; Fabaceae. The record is from RefSeq and is a predicted model, not a curated record.